AUUCAAUCCAUCAGAAACUUCAAUCACCUUCUUUUCAUGGAUACCAAUCCAAUUCAAGAAGAGCACAACCAUGUUACCCCCAUCUCCGAAAUGAACAACGAUCUUUUAGCUUCCAUGUACAAGAAGAUCGCAGAGCCUCCGAGACUUCUUAGCAAUGCCGCUGGUAAAGCCUCCUGCUGCAUCUUCCGAGUCCCGCAGAGCCUCCUCGAGAUAAACGGCAAGUCGUACCAACCCCACAUCGUCUCCAUCGGCCCUUACCACCGCGGCGAGCCCCACCUCAGAAUGAUCGAGGAGCACAAGUGGCGCUACCUGGGUUCUCUGCUUUCAAGAACAGAGCCUAAAGGGUUGGCUCUCCAGCACUACUUGAAGUCCAUAGAGCCAAUGGAAGCUAGAGCCAGAGAGUGUUACUCUGAGACAAUCCACCUUAGCUCUGAUGAGUUCGUCGAGAUGAUGGUCCUUGAUGGUUGCUUCUUGAUCGAGUUGUUUCGAAAAAAUGGCCGAGUGGUUCGGUUUGAGCGUGAUGAUCCACUCGUCAAUAUGUUCUGGGUAAUUCCGUUUAUGGUUAGAGAUUUUCUUCGUCUUGAAAACCAAAUCCCCUACUUUGUUCUUGAGCACUUGUAUGAUCUGAUUACGAAAGCCGAAGAUCGUAAAGAUUCUGUGAAAUCCUUGUCCUUGCUUGCUUUGGGAUUCUUCAACAACCAUAUGCUGAGGCCUGACCCUGUCAUAGAGAAGCUUCAUAGUCUUACAGGUAAGCAUUUGCUUGACUUGUUGCGGUUAAGUGUGAUACCAGCGGGUUAUGCAGAGCCACAAAGAAGCAGUACACCAACACACAUAAUACAUUGUGUGUCUAAGCUUCGUCACGCUGGAAUCAAGCUCAAUGCUAAGGAAUUCGAAAGCUUCUUGAUGGUCAAAUUUAAGCGUGGAGUGAUCGAGAUGCCUACCAUCACAAUCGACGAUUUCAUGAGCGCCUUCUUGUUGAACUGCGUCGCCUACGAGCAGUGCCACAAGUCGUGCUCCAAGCACAUCACCACUUAUGCCACAUUGCUCGAUUGCCUCGUGAACAGUUACAAGGAUGUCGAGUACUUGUGUGACAGAAACAUAAUGGAGAAUUGCUAUGGGAACGAUGGGGAAAUUGCUCAUUUCAUCAACAAUAUGGGGAAGGAUGUAGCUUUUGAUUAUGAUAGGUGUUAUCUAUCGAAAUUGUUCAAUGAUGUUCAUGACUAUUACCGGAAUAGUUGGCAUGUUACGUGGGCUAGUUUCAAGUACACCUACUUUGACACACCGUGGUCGUUUGUUUCGGCCUUAGCUGCUUUGAUUUUGCUCAUACUCACCGUGCUGCAGACCUUGUACUCCGUUCUAUCUUUUUAUAAUUCUUGAGAUAUAAUAUGUU
This is a messenger RNA of Fragaria vesca subsp. vesca, 1390 nucleotides long. Its product is annotated as UPF0481 protein At3g47200-like. The transcript is spliced from 2 exons. Lineage: Eukaryota; Viridiplantae; Streptophyta; Magnoliopsida; Rosales; Rosaceae. The coding region runs from base 37 to 1377 and encodes 446 amino acids. The record is from RefSeq and is a predicted model, not a curated record.